Molecule: messenger RNA, 243 nt
Organism: Penicillium oxalicum
Lineage: Eukaryota; Fungi; Ascomycota; Eurotiomycetes; Eurotiales; Aspergillaceae
Product: U4/U6-U5 snRNP complex subunit LSM6
Exons: 3
Coding region: 1-243 (80 amino acids)
Biological process (GO): mRNA splicing, via spliceosome; maturation of SSU-rRNA
Cellular component (GO): sno(s)RNA-containing ribonucleoprotein complex; nucleolus; P-body
Molecular function (GO): RNA binding
Source: RefSeq, a predicted model, not a curated record
AUGGAAAACGGCGCUGCUUCAGAGGGCAAGGAUCCCUCGGCCUUUCUGAGUGAAAUCAUCGGCGCACCGGUGAUUGUCAAGCUCAACUCGGGUGUGGUAUACAAGGGUGAGCUUCAAUCUGUGGAUGGCUACAUGAACAUCGCCCUGGAGAAGACGGAGGAGUUUGUGAAUGGGAAGCAUCGUCGCAGCUACGGAGAUGCCUUUGUGCGUGGUAAUAAUGUCCUCUACAUCUCCGCCGCUUGA